This is a messenger RNA of Cylicocyclus nassatus, 749 nucleotides long. NCBI's taxonomy places the organism in Eukaryota, Metazoa, Nematoda, Chromadorea, Rhabditida, Strongylidae. The record is from the annotation of a GenBank genome assembly.
AUGACGGAUGUUGCUUCUGGCUAUACAAAUCAUUUGACUUUUGAGAUACUACUGUCCAUUUCUACCUGCCUUUACCUUUCCAUGGAAAAUUUUUCGAAACAUUACGAAGUGCGAGAAAUGGUGCCGUCAGUACAUGAAACGAACACCAACGCCUACACCACCGACGCCUACGAAAGCUUUAGCACCGAGCAGAACCAAUUCAACACCAUCAAUAAACACAACAACAUUGGCGACAACAACGACAGCACCCGCUACCAACGCGACUACAGUGGUAAUAUCUACCAACGCGACAACAGCGACAACACCUGCUACUAGCGCAACAGCAACGACAGCAGCUACUACCAGCGCAACAGCAACAACAGCAACAACAAGCACAACAACACUGACGACAACCACGAUAACACCUACUAACAACGCGACAACUACGACAACAACUGUUACUAGCGCGACAACAAUGACAUCACCUGCUACCAGCGCAACAACUACGGCAGCACCUCUUACCAACGCGACUACAGUGACAAAAUCUGCUACCAACGUGACAAAAAAGACAACGCCUGCUACUAGCGCAACAACAACAACAGUAACAACAAGCACAACAACGUUGACUACAACCACGAUAUCACCUACUACCAACUCGACAACCAUGACAAUAAGUGUUAUCAGCGCGACAACCACUACUUCUUCCGGGGCACCAACGUUGGGCCCAUUACCACCAUUAGAAGGGCCAAGAGCAAUGCUUUGUGACAAGG